Gossypium raimondii (Peruvian cotton) is the source of this 1596-nucleotide messenger RNA. RefSeq names its product protein DETOXIFICATION 34. Lineage: Eukaryota; Viridiplantae; Streptophyta; Magnoliopsida; Malvales; Malvaceae. Gene Ontology annotation, molecular function: xenobiotic transmembrane transporter activity; antiporter activity. Gene Ontology annotation, cellular component: membrane. The transcript has 7 exons. Bases 1 to 1530 code for a protein of 509 amino acids. Gene Ontology annotation, biological process: xenobiotic detoxification by transmembrane export across the plasma membrane. The record is from RefSeq and is a predicted model, not a curated record.
AUGGAGGACCAACUGCAUGCUACGCCAUCGUCGACGGUACCCCUUUUUGAAGUUGCCGAGCUACAUCCGGCACCGUCGAGUUUAAUCAUCGAGGGAGGGGAUUAUCCUCAGGUACAAAGCUUUGCGGAUGUUAGGAACAUAUUGUUUGUGGAGUCUUCUAAGAUAUGGUCUAUUGCAACUCCUAUUGCGUUCAAUAUUUGGUGCAAUUAUGGGAUCAACUCCUUCACCAACAUUUUCGCGGGUCAUAUCGGCGAUAUCGAGUUAUCGGCUGUCGCCAUUGCUUUGUCGGUCGUCGCGAAUUUUUCAUUUGGUUUCUUGUUAGGAAUGGCGAGUGCACUCGAGACCCUAUGUGGGCAAGCAUUCGGUGCUGGACAAAUAGAUUUACUCGGCAUAUACAUGCAACGAUCCUGGAUAAUCUUAUUCGCCGCCUGUUUCGCCUUGUUGCCUCUCUACUUAUACGCCACCCCACUACUAAAACUCCUCGGUCAAGAACCCGGCAUUGCCGACCUCGCCGGAGAAUUCACCUUGCAAGUCAUGCCCCAAAUGUUCUCAUUAGCCAUCAAUUUCCCCACCCAAAAGUUCUUACAAGCACAAAGCAAAGUCGGGGUCUUAGCCUGGAUAGGCUUCGCCGCCUUCGUCGGACACAUCCUAAUCAUUUUCCUCUUUGUUAACGUCUUCAAAUGGGGUACCACCGGUGCUGCGGUGGCUUAUGAUAUAUCAGCUUGGUUGGUUGCUUUGGCUCAGCUUAUAUAUGUGGUGGGUUGGUGUAAGGAUGGCUGGUCCGGGUUGUCGUGGUUAGCUUUUAAGGAUCUUUGGAGUUUUGCUAAGCUUUCUAUAGCUUCGGCGGUGAUGCUUUGUUUAGAGAUUUGGUACUUCAUGAUGAUAAUUGUUCUUACUGGUCACCUUGAAGAUCCAGUCAUUGCAGUUGGGUCCCUUUCAAUAUGCAUGAACAUCAAUGGCUGGGAAGGCAUGCUAUUUAUCGGACUAAAUGCAGCUAUAAGUGUAAGAGUGUCUAAUGAGCUUGGAUCAGGCCAUCCAAGGGCAGCCAAAUAUUCAGUGAUAGUCAUUGUUGUGCAAUCUCUUCUGAUAGGGUUACUUUCAGCACUUGUAAUCAUGGCUACGAGGAACAAAUUUGCUAUCAUAUUUACAGAUAGCGUAGAGAUGCAAAAAGGGGUGGCUAGUUUGGCUCAUCUUCUUGGCAUAACCAUGGUGCUAAAUAGUGUGCAGCCAGUUAUAUCAGGUGUUGCUGUGGGAGGAGGUUGGCAAGCCUUGGUAGCUUAUAUAAACUUGUUCUGCUAUUACAUUGUUGGCCUCCCACUUGGAUUUUUUCUCGGUUAUCACAUUCAUUUUGGGGUCGAGGGAAUUUGGGUUGGCAUGAUUUGUGGGACAUUCUUGCAAACAUUGAUCCUCUUGUACAUUAUCUAUCAAACUAAUUGGAACACAGAGGUUGAACAAGCAUCUGAACGAAUGCAGCAAUGGGGAACUGAACUGCAAGUCUCCGAAAACAAAGGAUAUAACUUUUCCCACUAAAUAUUUAAGAUUGCCAACUUUUACAAACGAACGACAUUUCGUAAACUUUUGUUGAAAUCCCUCGAC